Molecule: messenger RNA, 3727 nt
Organism: Malurus melanocephalus (red-backed fairy wren)
Lineage: Eukaryota; Metazoa; Chordata; Aves; Passeriformes; Maluridae
Product: serine/threonine-protein phosphatase 6 regulatory ankyrin repeat subunit A-like
Exons: 15
Molecular function (GO): protein binding
Source: RefSeq, a predicted model, not a curated record
AACUCCACUCCAUUAUGCUGCUGCCAAUUGUAAUUAUCAGUGCCUGUUUGCCCUUGUGGGAUCUGGAGCUAGUGUGAAUGACCUUGAUGAGAGGGGUUGUACACCUCUGCACUAUGCAGCUGCAUCAGACACAGAUGGGAAGUGCCUGGAAUACUUGCUAAGAAACGAUGCCAACCCUGGGAUCCGAGACAAACAAGGAUACAAUGCAGUUCAUUAUUCAGCUGCUUACGGUCAUCGCUUAUGCCUUGAAUUGAUUGCAAGCGAAACGCCUCUAGAUGUUCUGAUGGAAACAUCAGGUACUGACAUGCUGAAUGACUCGGACAACAGAGCGCCUAUAAGCCCACUGCAUUUAGCUGCCUAUCAUGGCCAUCAUCAAGCUCUGGAAGUGCUGGUACAGUCACUGCUGGACCUUGAUGUGAGGAAUAACAAUGGAAGGACACCACUGGAUCUUGCUGCCUUUAAGGGACACGUGGAAUGUGUAGAUGUGCUCAUUAAUCAGGGAGCAUCAAUCUUGGUGAAAGAUUAUGUUGUAAAGAGGACCCCAAUUCAUGCUGCAGCUACAAAUGGUCAUUCAGAAUGUUUGCGGCUGUUGAUAGGAAAUGCAGAACCACAGAAUGCGGUGGACAUUCAAGACGGAAAUGGACAGACUCCUCUGAUGUUGUCAGUUCUCAAUGGGCACACUGACUGCGUUUAUUCACUCCUUAACAAAGGAGCAAAUGUAGAUGCCAAAGAUAAGUGGGGAAGGACAGCAUUACACAGAGGGGCAGUUACUGGGCAUGAGGAAUGUGUGGAAGCUUUGCUUCAACAUGGUGCUAAGUCCUUACUACGAGACUGUAGGGGACGGACCCCUAUCCACUUGUCAGCUGCGUGUGGCCAUAUAGGUGUUCUGGGAGCUCUCCUGCAGUCAGCUAGCUCUGUGGAUGCAGCACCUGCAAUGGCAGACAAUCACGGCUAUACAUCACUGCACUGGGCCUGCUAUAAUGGUCACGACAGUUGUGUAGAGCUGCUCCUGGAACAGGAAGUUUUUCAGAAAAUGGGAGGAAAUUCUUUCAGUCCCUUGCAUUGUGCUGUGAUAAAUGACAAUGAAGGUGCUGCAGAAAUGUUAAUUGAUACGCUAGGUGCUGGCAUUGUAAAUUCAAUGGACUCAAAAGGAAGAACUCCUCUGCAUGCAGCAGCUUUUACAGAUCACGUUGAGUGUCUACAGCUUCUGCUUGGUCACAGUGCUCAAGUAAAUGCUGUAGAUUCUUCUGGGAAAACACCUUUAAUGAUGGCUGCAGAAAAUGGACAGACGAAUACAGUUGAGGUGCUGGUUAGCAGUGCUAAGGCUGAUCUGACUUUGCAAGACAGUUCUAAGAACACAGCACUCCAUUUGGCUUGCAGCAAGGGUCAUGAAACUAGUGCCUUGUUAAUACUGGAGAAGAUUACGGAUAGAAACCUCAUCAAYGCCACCAAUGCAGCCUUGCAAACACCUCUGCAUGUUGCUGCUCGAAAUGGACUAACGGUUGUAGUUCAAGAGCUUUUAGGGAAGGGAGCAAGUGUACUUGCUGUAGAUGAAAAUGGUUACACGCCAGCUUUGGCCUGCGCACCCAACAAGGAUGUGGCCGAUUGCCUGGCUCUCAUCCUGGCCACCAUGAUGCCUGUUUCAUCGAGCAGCACAUUGCCCUCGCUCACCUUCAAUGCCAUUAAUCAUUACACCAACACCUCAAAAACUGUCACCUUCGAUUCCUUGCCAAUCAUGAGGAGUGACCACAGCUCCUACUGUACUUUCAACAACAUUGGCAGGGAAGGUGGCUACCCCUACACAGAAGAAGAUGAGCUCAAUGACUCAGAUUCCGAGACCUAUUAGAAGACACUUUUUGUAGGUCUGAGUGAACCCUCACGCUGGAAGGUCAAACUUGUGCUAUCAGAAAGCUGUUUAAUACAGGAAGAGGACACACCUUUGAGAAGAUGUUUUUUUAUUGUGGUUGCAUAUAAAAAAAAAAUCUGUGAGACUCUAGGAAGAUUUUUAAGAGCAUAUUUUGCAGAAGAAGCAUAAAUUCUUGAAUAAGUACUUGGAAUCCGUGGCAAAAAAAAAAAAAUAAAGAAUGUCAAAACUGUUUUAUUUAACUGUAUUCUACCAUUCUGUUUCUGGUGCCGGGAAUAAUUCCUGCAGACUGGGCACCAACUUGGUGUAAAUGAACAACACUAUUGUACAACACAAAGGAUGCUAGAUUCAAAUACUCUCAAUAAACCUAAAACCAUUUUGAAGGCAAUAAAUGAGUUUGGUACAGUAGGCAUUGUUUGUGCUGCAAAUUGCCAAAGGACCAAAUAACUUAAAGAUUUUUUUAAUUAAAUACGUUUUUGUGAAAACUGGAAUAGGUUAUUUGAGAAGUUACUUCAACCAAACCUUAAUUACUUCUGGAAAAGAAGCUUAGAUUUGGGUUUAAAUGUUUAAUUUUAUUUUUUUUAAUCAUCUGAAAGCCUUCCGACACUAUUAAAUGUACCAUGAAAGAAAGCAGAUGUACUUUUAAGUUUUAUUUUCUUUUUCUUUUAGGUGAAAUGAAAAUGAUCUGUCAUACUUUUAUAAUACUAAAAUUAAACCAGCUAACAAGGUGAAGUCAGGGUGAAAAAUGUACAGUGUAAUAAACAAGGGAAGGAAGGGGUGGGAGAUGUGGGAGGGAACAGGUAAUUGUUGCACAGUUACAGAUUUUUUUUUUAACUUUGGGUUCUGGAUUGAAUUUUUCUUAAUUUAAAAAUACACGAGUAACUUGGAAACUAUGAAACUGCAUAAAAAAAAUGGAAUUGAAAUGUCUUGAUAACCCUGUUGUGACUGAGAGUUCUUUUCAGUAAUUUAUCUACUUCCUUACAUCAUAAAUUUGUAUGUAAGACUAAAGUUGUAUAUCCCUGUCACCUUUUUUUUUUAAACCCCAGAUUUACAGAGGGGGGAGGGAGGAUGGGAGUGAAUUUAAAAGUAUAUUUCCCUAUUAGAGAAAAAAGUACAGUGUCUGGUCCGUGGGAAGAGCUGUGUAUCUUUGUUGUGCUCCAUUUAGAAAAUAAACAGCAGAAACUGGUCCCUGUAAUGUAGUUCAGACUUGCCCAAAUAUUUUUUUUAAUUUAUAACAGACUACUAUGGUUUUUUUAAUUGCCUGAAGAAUGAAAAACUGACAUACAUAAGUAAGCUGAAGUUUUGUCUGUUAAAUAUAAAUUUACUUUAUUUGGCUCUGCUUUAACAAUAACUGUUACUUUUCAAGUGAACUUGUUUAUGUACAUGCAAGGAAUUCCUUGCGUGUCCUCGCAAAGUACAAAUAAAUUACUACAAACUGAUUCCAAUUUCAUUUUUAUCCUUUUUUUGUAUUGUGAAACUGGAAAUCUUUGAUAUUGUAAAUUAACAGCUGCUUUUCUGAACAUAGUGUGGAAACAUGGGACAAUAUUUUGAUCUAUUUGAUAAUUUUGUGGGGUUUUUGAAGAAUUAAUAAGCAUGUACAUAGAAAUAGUGACUGCUUGAAUACUGUAUUUACCUGCACUCUUUCAGUACUUCAAGAUUCCUGUAUAUUUUACAGAGUAUAAUAAAACCCAAAUGUGAGUUCUACUAAUGAAUAUUUUAUUUGUAUGUACUAAGAAUUAAUGACAAAGUUUCUUGUCRAACUGUUGGAAUUUAUAAAAUCUUCACAAAGGCUUUGCCAGCAUUUUAAUUCUAAAAUUAAGGUGAGGUACUUAAAGUAAUUUUAAAUGUUACAUUACUUCAUUA